Molecule: messenger RNA, 1428 nt
Organism: Bombyx mori (domestic silkworm)
Lineage: Eukaryota; Metazoa; Arthropoda; Insecta; Lepidoptera; Bombycidae
Gene: mTTF
Product: transcription termination factor, mitochondrial
Exons: 6
Coding region: 349-1263 (304 amino acids)
Biological process (GO): termination of mitochondrial transcription; regulation of DNA-templated transcription
Cellular component (GO): mitochondrial matrix
Molecular function (GO): double-stranded DNA binding
Source: RefSeq, a predicted model, not a curated record
AAAGUUUUAAUAUACUUUUGUUUGUUUACUUUGAUUAUGUGAUUAAUGUUUUGUAGAAUUAUUCUGUAAUAAUUUAUUGUAUAAUCAAGUUUUACAAUCUAGUCAUAUUUUAUAAUAUUUCACCCACGCAAUACUGAUUUAAAAUGAAAUACCUAUAAAUCCUCAUAUUUAGUUAAUUCACUCCUGGAUUUUCAAUAUUAUUUUCUAUUAUUCUUCCUAUUAUUUUCAAUAUCUUAGAAGUAACGUAUUUCCACUGUUACUAGCGUAUUGCCUAAAGUAAUCCUCAAAUGAGUAGAAAGUAAAAAAGUAUAUUGCUUCUGCUAUUUAUGCUUAAACAUUUAAAUUAAAAUGAUUGGACGGCUUAUGAUUUCUUCGUUUCUCGUACGGCCUCAUUCUUAUAAUAGUUUUUGGAAUGUUUUGUGGUUAAAUUUCAAUAAUGUGUGCAAAAACAAAAUUAUCUAUAACCAGAUUUAUGUACCUGUACAAACUCUAAAAUCGAAUACAAAAGAUGAGGAUGCUGUGCCAUUCUACAAGCUACCAAUGAAAACAUUGCUUCACAUAUACAAGGUCACUAUGAAUGAUGUUGAAAAUGGUUUCUGUGAAAACCGGCUUUAUUAUUUGGCAUCUCGAUUAAAGUGUUCACCAACUGGCUUAUGUGAAAAAUUAACUAAAAGAAUCUUUGUUUACUCCUUAUCAUUUGAUUGGUUGAAAAAUGCCUUAGAUAUUUUGUUAGAAAUGGGUGUGUCUGAAGACAGAAUAAUUCGGGAUUUAUGGAUAUUAAAAUAUCAUCAUGAAACAAUACGCCUAAGACUUCAACAAGUCAAAGAUAAGGGUAUUGACAACUUAUAUCCUUGGAUGGUUAGAUGCCCUGAGGAGGUACUAAAUAGGUCAAUUAGAUUAAGCCAAGAAACUAAAAAUAUUCUAGGAGAAACAAAGUCGACACAGAUUUAUUUAGCUAAUCGUCUGAAUACAUCACUUGAUUCUGUGGAAGAGCUGUACUCAAAAACACCUGCAUUAAAAACAAUCAGAGUGACCAAAGCAAAAAAGUUCCUAGAUUUUCUUAUUAAUGAAGGAUUUACUGUUGAAGACAUCGCUAAUAAAUCAAGAGUGUUAUCAGCUUCUCAAAAAACUGUACAGCAAAGAUUGGAAAUGUUACGUGAUUUGGGUGUCAAUGACAUAAAUUUGAAUGUUCUUUGUAGAAGUAGAAGAGAUUUUAAAAAGUAUUGUGAUACCUUACAAUUACUUGCUAAAAAGGAUAAAUAGUUGCUCUAUUAGUACUUGCAUAUUAAAGAAUAAAUAAAUAAAUUGUGUAUAAUAGUUUAAUCUUAAUUUUAAAAUAGGUAAUUAAAAUGAACAAAUCUGUUCAUCAGAGUGUGAUUCGAAGUUACUAAUAAUAUUAAAAUUUCAAUAUAUAUAUAUAUAAACAUA